CUUAAGAAGUAAGGUAGGUAGGGCAGCGUUCGCGCGGUCGCGGUCGGCCGCAACGUGAUGACGCGCACCGCGGAGUGCAGCGGCGACUCGGCAGCAGGCAGCUGCACACCGCCACUGCCCGCUGCUAGCGCCCACCAAAGGGCGGCAGCACAGCAGCCUCAGAAGGCAGGCCAGCAGGAGGAUGCGGUGGCCGCUUCGGUGCGGCGUCGCUAUGGCGAGGGCUUCCGCCCGUGCGUCUUCACGAGUCGCCGGAUGAGCCUGACGCAGAGCGCGUCGCAGCUCCCGCUCGACUACAGCCGCCGCGCGACGCUGCUGCUACUGCGCCUGGUCGCGGCAGCGGCGGCGUUCGCGGCUGCAGCUGCCGGCCUCGCGGCGGCGGCGCUGUGGCUGUUGGGCUGGCGACAGCUGCUGGUGCUGCUGGUGGCGGCGGAGGCCGCGUUUGCGGUACACUACAGGCGCAAGCACGCGCUGCUCAGUGCCCAGCCCGCGCCGCACGCCCCGCCCGGGGACAGACACCAGCCCCUGCGUGACUUUGAGCGCCUGUUGGAGCUGUCGACCUACUGGGCAUCUAAAUUCGACGCGCGCGUGUACCUGUCCACCUGGUUCUGUGGCGCUGACUACCGGCUGAUCCGGCGCGACAACGUGGCCGAACUCAUCGCCUACGGGUUCUGGUACAAGAGCAGGUCUGAGAUGGAGGCCGCCGGCCUGGGUCCGAUGCUGCGGCAGUGCGUGUCGGCUCUGGAGUGCGCCUUCCGCAUCUCGCUGCCGCCCGGCCACCAGCCCGGCUUGCGCUGCAUGUACCACCUGUGGGAGCCGCUGCGGACCAUCUACCGGCCCCUGACAUUCUACGCCGCCACAGAGGCGCUGGCGCUACUCACGAAGGCGCUGCUGCUAGCCAUGGGAUGCAGCCUCAGCAGGCAGAGCACGGCGGUGGCGGAGGAGACCGCGGCGGCGGGAGGCGGGGCCGGGAGGGGGCUGGGCAUGCUGGUCGCCACGGCGGGGCUGGAGCGGUGUCGGUUGCCAAAGGAGGGCAAGGAGCAGGAAGCAGGUGGUACGGCCCCGGCGCCGGUGCUGCUGCUGCACGGAAUCGGUCUGGGUCUCCUGCCGUACGUCAACCUCAUCAGGCAGAUGCUUGCCGCUGGCCUGCCGCUGGUGGCUGUGGAGUACAAGCACGUGAGCAUGCGGCUGUGCUCCGUCAUCCCCUCCGCCGACGACAUAGCGCUGGCCGCGGCGGCGCUGCUGUCGAGGCUGGGCGUGUCGGGGGCGUGUGUGGUGGCGCACAGCUACGGCACCUUCGUGGCGUCACGGCUGGCACAGCUGCGGCCAGACACGCUGCAGAGCCUGGCGCUGCUAGACCCCGUGUGCUUCGGUAUGUUCAUGCCUCACCUUCUCGCCAACUUCAUCUACCGCCAGCCCCGCGCCAGCUCGCUGUCGGUGUGGGCCAAAGACGUGCUGUUCAACUUCGUGUCGCGGGACCUGCACUGCGCCGCCGCACUGUGCCGCCGCUUCUACUGGAGCGACGUAAACCUGUGGCCGCAGGACCUGCCGGGCCGCACACUGGUGGUGAUGGGCGCACGCGACCACCUGGUGCACGUCAUCGAGGUGGUGGACACGCUGAUGUUCUACGCCGCCCGCAUCAUGUUCCACCCGGGCCACGCGCACAUGCAGAUGCUGGUGGACACAGCCUGGAUGCAGCAGGUUGUGGUUGAAAUCCGGGCCAUGGCCACUGCGGGCUCGGGUGCGGCGGGCGCACACGAGGUGGAGCGUCGGCUGCUGGCCGCGAGCAGCAGCACCGCGACAGCCGCCGUCGCAACUGCGCCCGCCGCCACUGCUGGCCCCGCGCCUGCCGCGGCCGCCGCCGAGGCGGCGGAUGCCGGCGUGGAGCAGCAGGAGCCGUUUCCCUCCGGAGCUGGCACGCGGGCGGCGGCGCCGGCCGUGGUGACCAAGGCUGAGGAUGGCGAGGAUGACGCGGACGCGUUCGCCCCGCUGACGCCUGUGCGCGCACACAAGCCGCCGCGGCUCGGGGGUAGCGGUGGCAUACGCCGCGCGGCCAGCAGCAACCUGCCGCCACUGCUGGCGUCACGGCCGCGGCCGCGGCUCCUGUCCACGGCUUCGACCGCUUCCGCCGCACUGGGCGCGGCGGUUGCGACUGCAGGGGCGAAUGCGGCGGCAGACGCGGCGGCGGAGCUGGCACCCACGAGCGGCUCUGCCAUCCUGUACUCCAGUCCUGGACGUCGUGGGCUGCCGGUCGCGGUUCGCAGCAGCCAUGCCGUUUCAAGUUCCGAGUGCCUGGGCAGCAGCAGCCGCAAUAGCAGUAUUAGCCGUGACAGUAGCAAUGGCAAUGACAGCAGCAGCGGGCAGGGCGGCGGUGGCGGUGCUCGUGACAGCCUGGAGGUGGUGCGGCGGCCGCGCAUACGCCGUGUGUCAUCCGCAGCGCCCUCCAGCUGCCACCACCAGCUGCCCCAGCAGCAACAGCCCGCAGAGGCGACAGCGCCAGCGCCAGCGGGCCUGCCGCCGCUGGCACUGCACUCGGCUCAGUCGUUGCCGCUUCCGCGCCCCUGCACGCAGCCCGUGUGGCGUCAUGGCCAGGCCACUGCGCGCCCGGGGGCAGGCGGCGGCAGGACCCACGAGACCUGCUGGGCAGGCGGCCCACCGGUGUGUGUCGACGACACGCCGUCGAAGCCGUCGGACACAGCAGGUGCGGCAGCGGCAGCGGCUGCGGCAGGCGCGGCGGCGGGGGCGGCGGCGGAGGCGCAGGGAAGGCGGCAACUGACGCCGUUUGCGGGCAUGCAAGCGGCCUAGCCAGCCAGCCUUGGAAGUUGUAGUGCGGCAUGCGACAGGCGCAGCGGGCCAGAUGCAUCAACCACCAGCGGUGAGAUGCAGGAUGCGGCGACAAGAUGUCAGGGAGUAGGGGAGGCCGGAGGACAAGCACGUGUGCGGCAAUGGUUGCGUGCGUGCAUGUGUCAGGAUUGCUCCGCUGUCCCCAGCGUCAUACUUACUGUGGUAUUGACACAGGGCACCAGUUGCCCAAAUGUGUUUCAGUACAUAAAUGCUGGUCAUGGGGCGAGCUCAGCGCGAUGGGUCCCAUGGGUCCCAUGCAUUGUCAUACUGCACGUGUUCAUAGAGCUACGGCUCAAGUAACAAGAGCCGAGGUUGUUCAACUUGCGAAACCGGUACCUGCCACCAUGUAUAUGUCUGAGGUUAAGAGCAGCUGCACAGUGAAGCUGUGAGUCGUGCGCAGGGCACAUGGCUUCCCUCGCAUCUGCUGUGGGAAUAAAUGGAUUGGCGGUCUUACUUUGGGGGGCCUGCGUGAUAGGUCUGUCUCCUCCCCUUGUCUGUCUGUUGUGGCAUUGUGCGCCGGGUUCAUGGCAUGCCGAGUUGCUGAGAUGCCGACUGGGUGGCACAGCAGGAGAGCGGGUCAGCUGGCUGGCCUAGAACUCUGCACGUAACGUUUCUAGGCUUACAAGCACGUAGACGCUGGGUGGCGCAGGUGGCACAUGUUGAGUUGGCUUAACAGUGACAAGUAAGACGAGCUCUCAGACGGGUGGCGGGGUGGAGAAGACGGAGGGAGUUGUUGAGCUGGCAGACGCGCAGGCGGAGAGAUGAGGCGUCAAAGGCAGCUGAGACACUGCUGUAUCAGGAUGCCACUCACAAACAUAACUUAAC
This is a messenger RNA of Chlamydomonas reinhardtii, 3666 nucleotides long. RefSeq lists its product as uncharacterized. The record is from RefSeq and is a predicted model, not a curated record. Bases 58 to 2802 code for a protein of 914 amino acids. NCBI's taxonomy places the organism in Eukaryota, Viridiplantae, Chlorophyta, Chlorophyceae, Chlamydomonadales, Chlamydomonadaceae. The transcript is spliced from 9 exons.